Messenger RNA from Lolium perenne, 4479 nucleotides. RefSeq lists its product as uncharacterized. The record is from RefSeq and is a predicted model, not a curated record. Lineage: Eukaryota; Viridiplantae; Streptophyta; Magnoliopsida; Poales; Poaceae. Gene Ontology annotation, molecular function: nucleic acid binding; zinc ion binding.
GACUGCUCCGCUGCUGCCGGCGAGUUGGGGGCGGACCAGCGGAGGGCCAAGCCGGGCCACGGGGACAUCCGGAAAAUUGGGGGCGGCGCAACGGGCAGCCGCCGUCGGACGGCCGGAGAGCGGAGCUGCGGAGGGCAGAGCUAGGUCUCUUCCAUGAUUCCCUUGACGUUGAUCAGACAACUUGCUCGACUAGAAAUUAGGGGAUGCCCUUCGAGCGCUCGGGAGCGGAUGCCCUUUUGGUCAAAGCUGGGCCAGAAAUUAGGGGUACCCAUUUAUUUUUUCAGAUUUCUGGGUGGGCCACGGCCCCACCGGCCCCCCCCCCGCUGCGUCCGCCCAUGCUUUUAGGAGAUGUGUUAGAGUUGAUAUUAGUUGUUGAGUUUUUAUGUUUUAAUCCAAAUUCAUAUUAAAGAGAGGCUAACUUCUGACGAGCAGAGUGAGACCCGUCGCCAGGGAGACGCAUGAGGGUGUGGAUCGACACCAUCUAUAUAUACCUCUUGUAAGCCACCGACUAAGAUUUUUCAGAUUAUAACAUAACUCAUGAUAUUUGUAAACACUUUCUGAUAUAGUAAAAUUUUGCUGACUCGCGCUCAUAAUUUCCCCUUCUAUAUUAGAUGGGUUUUCCACGUUAAAAUCGUGUGUCUCCACUAGAGGGUCCAUGGAGCCGAUGGGGUGCACGAUGGCCGGAAGAGGAAGAGAGGAGAGUGCUGUGCAUGUGGCCGAUCGUGGCCGCGUGGUGCUACCAUGUGGCGAUAAGCAUCGUCAGGAGACAACAAGCAGCCAUUAGCAUAGCAUAAGGCAACUGCGGAAGGGAACACCAUGAGUGAGAGAGAGCCACCCACCCCCACCAGAGCGCCUCGCCUGCUCCAGGCCGGGGCGGCCACCCCAAAUCCCGCCUCCCCCAUCUCCGGGCAGCCCAUCCCUCCGGUGACAGGCUACGGUGCUUCCUCCCCCGUAGGCCUCGAUCUCCGCUUCGGUUCCAUUACUCCUGAGAUUGCCGCGGCGUCCGCUGGAGGCUGCCAAAGCCGGGAGAUCCGGGUCACGCGGCUGGUGCCUGUCUCGCCUUCAAGGACGCCUGCGGCGCCGGUGGCAGCUACUACGCCCCUCCGCGAGCCUAGCUUGGUGGAUCUGACGGGCCUCGCUUCCCCCGAGGUCCUGCCGCCUCCGCCCGUUCUCAAGGCAGGGGAGCGACAGGUCCGCGCUGCCGAUGUCGCGAAUCUCAAGAUUGCCGGCAGCGGCCAGGUCAGUCGCCCUCCAGUUCGGCUGAGGUCCAUUAUCGUUGCCCCUUUGAAGGAUCCGACGGAUUCAAAGCUGAAGACCGUCUCAGAUACUGAAGGAAAGUGGCAAGAUGUACUCCCCAAAUAUUGGUGGCGCAAAAUUAAUCCUCCCUCUUCGGGAGAACGGCGAGCUGGAAAUCGGCAGAGGCAUUCAAGGAAGCUUGAGCCAUCUCCAAACCUGGAUCGCUACAAAGGGCUCUGUUUUCGCUGUCUCUCAGCAUUUCAUUUCGUCCGCAACUGCACAGGGCGUGUGCACUGCAUCGAGUGCAAGAGACCGGGCCACAUCGGCCGCAACUGCACCAACAAGCAGCCCUUCCCACAGGCAGCUCCUCCGCCGCCUCCACCACCACCACGCCACGCCGGUCAGUCGCCGGCAAGCGCCGCGGUUUGGCCGGUGCUUCGACGCGCUGCCGCACCAACAAUGGCGCUGUCGCCGGGGCACCCGUCCAACAGGCCGGACGAAGUCUUCAGCAUCUCCGUCAGCACUCCCGCCAUGGAACGGGCGGCCACUGAGAUGAGGCGCACCCACCUCGCCAUCCUCAUCUCCGACCCAAGACUCAACAUCAGCACGAAGUCCAUCGCCAAGGCUCUCCAAGAUGAGCUCGGCUUCGAGUGGGAUGACAUCCACGUCUCAGCUUCGUUCCCCGACGACUUCCUCGUCAGAUUCACGCAUCCCUGGCAGCGUGACAUGGCCCUGGAGCUGGGCUCCGUGAAGCUGCGCAGAGGCACGAUGGCCCUCACCACCUGGUCGCCGACGGCGCGGGGCCGGCCACAAACUUGGCGCUACUACUGUCGAGUUGCCCUCGAGAGCCUGCCUCUCAAUGCUUGGAAGGACGAAGACACUGUCAAGGCCGUCCUCGGCGGCGGCUGCGAGCUGGAUAGGAUCGAGCAACGCUCGGUGCUGCAGGACAACACCGCCGCACUCUUCGCCUGGGUCUGGUCACUGGAUCCCGACCUGAUCCCCUGCGUCAAGCCACACUCAAUUCUUGACAGGCCGGCCGUGGGGCGUGCAGACCUGCCGGAGGGCACACCUGCGGAGGAGGGAAGAGAUGGGCCGUUGUAUCGUGUCCUCAUCCAUCUGGACACGGUCAUCGACUACUCCCCGAUUGAUGAAAGCCGCCGCAAGCGCGGGUAUGCAUGGCCAAACAAGAUAAGGCGCGAGUGGGAGUUUGGCACCAAGGACAAUGCUCUUGGCUCAAGGCGGCGACCAGGCCGGGACCGUUUGGGCCCUUCGAACCAUCGCCACGACGACAAAGAAGACCGGCGGGACGACCGCGAUGGCCGUCGCGGAGAGCGCCGCAGCAGCCGCCAUGGCGGUGACCGCGGCGGCAACGGCGAGAGCUCACGUUGGAAUGCUGGCGGCCAGCACUCACGCCACGGCGGAGACCACCAGGAUAGGCGCGCCUCGCGAUCACCUGACUAUCGUCGUCGCGGGGGCUCCUCCCGUCACCGCUCCCGAAGCCCGCCUGCUGCGCAUGCAGCAAGGGCGACCUCUGUCGCAGCUGGCGCGGACGAGGCGGCACAGCACCUGAGCCCGCUCAUCCUCCCGCCGGUGCUGGAACACACCCCUCGCCGCCGCAGAAGCCUGCCGCGCACGCCAGAGGGAAGCGACGCAAUGGGAGCCACUCCUUCGCCUCCUCCAGGGACCGAUCGCCGCAUGUGCAUGGCCAGCCCGAUGCAAACCUCUCCACCACCAAGACUUGACGACUGCAACUACAUGCUGUGCUCCCCAAACACGGAGCAUUUCGAUGCAAGCACCAAUGGCGUGCCAGCGCCUCCCUCACCGCAGAUUCCUUGGGCAGCUCUUGUGGACGCUCAGCCGCCAGCCGGAGAAGCAAAUGCCUAUGAAGAUUGCUGGUCAGCCAACAUCGUCGACAUCUGCCAGCCAACUUUGGUGCCUCAGGCUGCACCUGGUCUGAUGCACACGGAAGGAUGGCCCGAGCUGGAGGUGGAGCACUCUGGCGAGCACAACCCGUCGUUGCACUCCCUGCAGACCUGGCACGGCACCUGGGAAGCGGAUCCACAUGUUGACCGUCUGUUCGGACCAGGCUGCGAAGAGCAGAGCGAGAGGCUGAUGGAUCAAACGAUCGGGACUCCUGUCAAGGAGCGGACUGUGUACGAGAUGAGCGAGUUCUGCGCUCUCCUGGAGCCGGUGUCGGCUGGAUGGCAACUCCAGGACAUCUUUGCCACGCCACAACAGCGAAUUGAUCCACAGCCCGGCUAUGACACACAGCAGCAACACUCAUCACCACCAGAGCUGUCCUCCGACCUUGAUGACGACCAGCUCUUAGAGGUAACCCUGAAGUCUAAUGCGCUGAGGGCGCUUAGAGAAGCGGAUUUGUGUGGACCAGAGUGUGCGAUCCAGGAGCAAGAUGGAGCAGAAGCAGAGGGUUUCGAGCUACAAGGACCAGCUCUCAUGGAGGAUGUGACGACCAGGGUCGCGGAGAUGCACGUGGACCCGAAGACCGGGAUCAUGAGUAAGCUAAUGGGGAUGUUCUCCCCCUCGCUGCUUGGUUUCCCAACAAACAGCUCAAGGAAAAAGAAGACUGAAUCAAAGAAGAUGGCCAUCUCAUCCCGCCGCAGCGAGCGUCCAGCAACCAGGACAUCCACCAUGAUGACCACAAGGAGGGCCCAAAUGGCGGCCUGCAAGCAACUGGGCCUGAUUCAGCGCGAGGAGGAGUUCACGGAUGAGGUCCUGGCCCAGUAUCUCGCCCUCUUCCGCCAGCCACUGUCAUCCACCAACCUACAGGGCCUGGCCGCUCUUGCUGACAUGUCGGGACGGCCCAGUUUCGUCCUACCUGAGGGAGACAUGGCAGAGCUUCUGUCGGAGUCGCCUUACGCGACUUGAGAUCUCCAUGGUCUGCCGCACGACGAUCAACUCCAAUGGAUUGUGAAACCACAUGUACCCGAUGUAGUAGCUGCUGUCCUGUCCCUGUUUGUGUUUUCUUAGUGCUGAGAAGGGUCGUGAUCGCCUUUACCUGUAGCCGGCGAAACCGCCAUCUCAAGCAAAGUCCUGUCCCUGUUUGUGUUUCCUUAGUGCUGAGAAGGGUCGUGAUCGCCUUUACCUGUAGUCGGCGAAACCGCCAUCUCAAGCAAAGUCCUCGUCAGAACUAUGUAAUGCCAUGCCGGCCCUGCAUCGCCCUUACCUGUAGCCGGCGAAGCAGCCAUUUCAUGCUAUUAGUCUGUGGGUGGGGUAUCCUCUGGU